GCGCAGGCGCAAGCUCCGCCCCCUCGCACGCCCUAUAACGGUGGGCGCGCUCUCGCGAGACCACGUCCGUGGCUUCGCGAUGGAGGAGUCAUGCCCCGGCACUGCUCGGCCGCGGGCUGCUGCACCCGCGACACGCGCGAGACCCGGACCCGCGGGAUCUCUUUCCACAGGCUACCCAAGAAGGACAACCCUCGCCGAGGACUCUGGCUGGCCAACUGCCGGCGCCUGGACCCCAGCGGGCAGGGGCUCUGGGACCCGGCGUCUGAGUAUAUCUACUUCUGCUCCAAGCACUUUGAGGAGGACUGCUUUGAGCUGGUGGGGAUCAGUGGCUAUCAUCGGUUGAAGGAAGGGGCUGUUCCCACCAUCUUUGAGUCAUUCUCCAAGCUGCGACGGACAUCGAAGGCUAAGACGCACGGGUACCACCCCGGCUCUCCCGACCUUUCCCGGCUCAGAAGGUGCAGGCGCCGCUGCUCCACGGGACGGGCACCCCCUCCCCCUGUGAAUAACGCCCUGGUGAACGGGCCCACUCCCGUCGAUGUCCCCUGCUUCCCUGGGGAGGAGCUGCCCGCCCCGAAGGCCCCCGCUCCCCCGGUGAGCCUGCCGGCUCUGCCUCCUUCGCCAGCCCCCAGUGGCCUCGUGAGCCCUUUCUCUGACCUUCUGGAGCCCCUGGAGCCUCACGGGGAUGAAGCAAGUUGCGGGACCCCACUGUCCCCGGAGCGGGAGCCCUCACCCUCGGCAGCCCGGCCCGUGUCCCCUUCGGCCUACAUGCUGCGGCUGCCGCCCCCGGCCGGGGCCUACAUCCAGAAUGAGCACAGCUACCAGGUGGGCAGCGCGCUGCUGUGGAAGCGACGGGCGGAGGCGGCCCUGGACGCCUUGGACAAAGCCCAGCGCCAGCUACAGGCCUGCAAGCGAAGGGAACAGCGGCUGCGAUUGCGGAUUGCACGGCUGCAGCAGGAGCGGGCACGGGAGAAGAGGACCCACGCGGAUGCGCGGCAGGCCCUGAAGGAGCAGCUGCAGGGCCUCGAGCUGCAGUGAAGGGGCUGUGUCUCCCCUGCCAGGCAGCUGCUCUCUCCCAGAGGCCAGAGGAGUGCGGGCCUGCCCUGGGACCCCUGCCCCAAAGGGCCCCGGCCUGAGGCCGCCUAGGCGCCACCGGUGUCCAUCUCAGGCUUUUGGCUCCAUGGUAGUUCUGGGAUCUUAAGCUCUCCUGCCCGGGUUUCUCUGCCCACCUGCUCCAGGCACAGUCUGUCCACCCCUGCCUGGGUCCAGGCUCAGAGUAGCCAGGGCAGGUGAGGCCGGGGGCUGCCCACAGUGGGCAGCAGAAGGGAAAAAACCAGCUGGAAAUCAGGGCUUUGUUUCACUUGCUCUCAUGUCAAACUGUUCCCUGAUGGCAAGUAAAGACCCUUGGAGACCCA
Molecule: messenger RNA, 1412 nt
Organism: Phascolarctos cinereus (koala)
Lineage: Eukaryota; Metazoa; Chordata; Mammalia; Diprotodontia; Phascolarctidae
Gene: THAP7
Product: THAP domain containing 7
Biological process (GO): regulation of DNA-templated transcription
Cellular component (GO): nucleus
Source: RefSeq, a predicted model, not a curated record